Messenger RNA from Acanthochromis polyacanthus (spiny chromis), 3634 nucleotides. It is a transcript of the gene aadac, whose product is annotated as arylacetamide deacetylase. Gene Ontology annotation, molecular function: carboxylic ester hydrolase activity. The record is from RefSeq and is a predicted model, not a curated record. Lineage: Eukaryota; Metazoa; Chordata; Actinopteri; Pomacentridae. Bases 347 to 1585 code for a protein of 412 amino acids. The transcript has 5 exons. Gene Ontology annotation, cellular component: membrane.
AGGAGGCACCUGAGGAAUUUGCGUUGGGACGGUGCAGCCUCGUGAGCACCCAGCGUGCGCGCUCCUGUCUCCAUAUCACUGACACUUCAAUUAAUGCUGCUGCUCCACGAGACAGACAUGCAUUACGAGGCGCGCACGAACGGCGAAGAAAAACUCAGAAUAUGCAAACGGACAACCAUCAAAUGACGCCACCCACGUGCCGCGAUAUUUAGCUCGUCCGGAUCUGAAACGGAGAGAGUUUUUUUUUCUCGUCGCGCACAGGAGCGACUUGUUAACUCGCCCAACUACCAGCCCCGUUUGUGUUCGCACCCUGCGGUAGCGGCCGGCCGGGGACGCACGCUGUAAAAUGAGGUUGGGAAGCAUCAUUUUAACCGUCGCCCUCUGCUCUUUCACCGCAUAUUACAUUUAUGAGCCCAUUCCUGAGGAGAUAGAUGAGAGAUGGAAACUCAUGCUGACCAACUCUUUCUUCAGAAGUCUCAGCCACCUGGCAGAUUUUAGUGAACUACUUGGACUAAAGGACUACAUGGGAGUAAUGUACUUCAUUACUCUGGCAGAAAAGGUAGUACCUGUGUCUGAUGAGCAUGUCGAGGUCAUAGAAGAAAAGUUUGAUGGAGUAGAGGUGUUGCUGUACCAGCCAAAGCACCGGAGUGAUGACACUGAACUCAGGAGAGCUGUCAUAUACCUCCAUGGUGGAGGCUGGUGUCUGGGGAGUUCCCGGAUGGGCCCAUAUGAUCUUCUGGCCAGAAACAUGGCCACUGAGCUAGGUGCAGUGGUACUUUCUGUUGAGUACCGCCUUGCACCUCCUCACCACUUCCCCAUCCCUUAUGAGGACGUUUACCAUGUGGUCAAACACUUCCUCCAGAAGCAGGUGCUGGCCCAGUACUCUGUGGACCCAGGACGCAUUGCUGUGGCUGGGGAUAGUGCUGGGGGGAACCUAGCAGCUGCUGUCUCCCAGCAGCUGCAAAAAGAGCCGGGACAGCAGAUUAAGUUUAAGGCCCAAGCACUCCUCUACCCCGUGCUGCAGGCUCUGGACCUUUACACACCAUCCUAUCAGCAGAAUCAGGACAUGCCCAUUCUGCCUCGCACUCUUAUGGUGCGUUUCUGGAGUGAGUACUUCACUAGCAACAAGGCCCUCUUCAGAGCUAUGAUGGCCAACACCCACAACAACCCUGAGUCUUCCAGCCUGCUAAAGUUUGUCAACUGGAGCAAUUUCCUGCCUGAAACAUAUCAUAGGAAAUACAACUACAGUGCUCCUGCUGUGCUGCAGGGACUCGGAGGGGAGGCAGCUGAGAUGGAUGGACCAUCUCGAUCUUUUGCUGACCCGAGGGCAUCGCCCCUGCUGGUUCCAGACUCGGCCUUACGCUCUCUGCCCAAGGCCUACAUUCUGACAUGUGAGUAUGAUGUUCUCCGAGAUGAUGGGAUCAUGUAUGCCACACGGCUGCGUGCUGCUGGCGUUGAGGUGACCCAUGAACACUAUGACGCCGGAUUUCACGGAGCACUGAUGUUCACUGUGUGGCCAACUGACUUCCUGAUUGCACAUCACAUGACAGACAACUAUAUAAAAUGGCUCAAAGAAAAUUUGUAAAAACUGUUGACUGUCAGUAGUUACUCCAGAUUAUUUUGACACCAUAAAGAAGUUUUUGGUUGGAUGCAAGCAUUUUUUCCCCAUCUGACUUAUUUAACAUUUUGUGGUGUUUUUCUUUGAUCAUGCUAUUUUUGGGUAAAAAUAUUCUUUCAUCUUAUUUUCCACUCAUGCAUUUUACCACAUUAGAUAUAAGUAGAAGACAGGAUUUUGAAAGAAUAGUUACAUUUUUUAAUUGAAGUUGGUUUAAGUACAAAGCCGCACAUAUGACACCAUCACACAAUACAAUAGUAGUACAGUAGUACAGUGUUUAAUUCAGCAGACACAAUACUGCUGUAAAAGUAUUGUGGACUAUCACAAAAAUUGUAUGGUUGAUUGUUUUUUAGCUGGAUAGCUGGCCUGGUAUGAUGCUCAUUAUUGUUUCCCACCACAGGACUUGUUAUCUGAUCUUAUGUCCAUUACAUCAAUAUCAGUACUAUUAGUUUGUAAAGCAUACCAUCGAAAAAUAAAACACUGAACUAUCCCAUUAGGGGUUUAAAGAAUCCAGUGUAAGUCUUGGCAAAAGCAGGGAAGGAUUUUCACAACAGGCUAGUUGGCCAAAGUUAACAUUUAUAAGUGAGGGCAGCUCAUACUGAAACUUAAGAUUGUUUUGCUGUUUUUGCAAAACCAGAACUUUUGUGUCAUAGUGUUUGACCCAACAUCAAACAAUGUCAAGUAAUCUUCUGUUGAAUACAGCAGCAGAUUUUUCAUAAGGGAACAACUUUAGUUUUAUGUCCCAUACAAAUGUGACACACAGUAGUCGUAGAUCAUUUAAACAGCAGAAUGAAGGGCAUCUUCUUUACAAUAAAAGAAAUCAUCUCUACUCUUUAUUUGCUCUCCAGAAGAAAUGUUAGUCUUUGUAGCUUUGCAAUUGCUCCACAUCUGAGCUACAAACAAUCAGAUUGAUAAUCCACAUUCCAUGCAGAACAUUGGUAUGCUGUUCACCAAUGACCAUACUGUAUCAAACAAACGUAUCUUUACCCAGAUUUUGUGGUUAUACUCACUUGAGUGUGAAGUAGCACCAUGAUAAAGAGAGGUAUCCUUUUCACAAGGGAAAUUUUGGAAACAUUUUUUGGAGCCUUAAUCUUUACAGAGCAUCACGAGUCUCAGAUUUCAUAUGUUAACAUUUAUAGGGGUGUGUGCGUGCUAUCCCCUUUCUGUUUUCAAGCAUCAUUUAUUAUCGCGUGUUAAUAUGAGUAAACAGCUUAACAUGUGGCAACACAAAAUGCUCUCAUGGGAACAAAAAUAAUGGUCAUUGUAUUUUAAAUUACACUUUUGUCAUGUUAGCAAUAAUAGGCAAGUAUCGCUUCCAUUAGACACCUGCCUUUGUGAAAAAGAUGUACAGUAGGCAAUGACAAAGUCUGGCACUAUUAGAUAACAUUACCAGUGCAAGACCCAGUGCCAGUUUAAUAGGAAAAUAUUUAGUAUGGAACAUUGUGUAGACAGGAAAGUAUAUGGCUGACAUUGUGUUACUGUAUGCGUGUCUCUUAUUUGUAUAUUUAUGACUCUGUCUCUAACUCAGUGAACCUUUGGUCCCUGACUUCUGCUGGUUCAUUUUCCCCCUGAGGCCCAAUAAUCAUGUGAUGUGGCUUUAAAACACUGACUUUUUACUACUGUGUAUCAUCUUUAUGUUUCUGUCUGACAGUGACAUCACCCUGUGACUUUUCUGCACAUGAGACAGCUAUCUAAGAGAAAACAAUCUCUUGAUUAACACUGUUUUCGAAGCUUUACUGUUCCAGAAGAGCUACUGAUGAUAUUAAACAGUUCUUUAUUUUUUCUUUUAUUUAAAAUCAGUUUCUUAUUACAAAGAAAGUAUGCCAUCGCAUUAAGUUAAACUUUUUAAACAAGCUUUACAGACAACUCUGAUUCUUCAGCUGUAACACUUCUACAUUCUUAAUUGUAAAUGUGACUAUUAUUUUUGGCUAUUUUUGGCUUGGUUUUCUUCUUGGGAAAUGUGUGAUAUGUAUCAUUUUUAAAUUUUCUCUGACAAUAAAAUGACUGGAUUAUUCACUA